Molecule: messenger RNA, 2083 nt
Organism: Scaptodrosophila lebanonensis
Lineage: Eukaryota; Metazoa; Arthropoda; Insecta; Diptera; Drosophilidae
Exons: 9
Coding region: 287-1792 (501 amino acids)
Source: RefSeq, a predicted model, not a curated record
UCAAAGAGAGCGAAGAGAGCGCGUACUGUGAAAAGUGAGACAAAUAUAAAAACAAAAACAACUGCGUCUGCAAAAAAUUAAAUAAUAAACGCGCCAAAUAUUUGAAAUCAAUUGCUUUUUAUUAACUCAACUGACUUAAUUGCCGUAAUACUUAACUGAAGCAAAAGAAAUUUAUUUAGCAGCAACUAAAGUGAAGUCAACAAUCGACUGCCAUCGACCUCGACAGAAAGAGGAGAGUCGCGAAAAGCAACGGUAGGAGCGAGAGAAAGUGAAUAAAGUGAAAGAGAUGAAUGGUGUGCUGUCAAUUGGCGGCUUAAGCAGAGGAGCCGGAAGCCUGCUUUUCGCUGUACUGUUGCUGACGUCGCACGCUGACUGUCGACCCUCCACGGACGAGGCUGACGAUGAGGUUGCAUUGGUACCGGACGGGGAUUACGGUACUGUGGACAAUGUCGAGUUCCACCAUGUGAGAAUCGUCGACGGUGUUAUGCACGAGGAUCAUCCGGUGGUCAUGUACAAAGAGGAUUUCGUGAACGAGGAUUACGAUCCCAACGCGAACAGGACAAGCCAACCAACCGACACCCACCCUAACACUAACGCGGAUAAGCCCAAGCGACACAGGCACACCCAGCAUCAACGCCACAGGAGACUAAAGCCCAGCCAUGAGCUGAAGCAGCAGAGCAGCGAGUCAGAAAAGAUGUUCUUUGAUUUGUUGUCAGACCAACCCAUUGCCAACGGAAAGGUUGAUGACGACACGGCCGCGCUGAACAUCGAAGUGUCCGAACUGGGGAAUCCCGCCAAGGACGAAUGGUUGCACAAGCAACACAAAAAGUAUCGCAGUCGCCAGCGACGCAAUAUAUAUUAUCGUUUACCCCACUCGCGUGUACCUUGGACGGCAUUCGAUUCCUACUCUCCCAGAUCCCAACAGCAGAGCUUCCAGUGGCAUGCUGUGCACUCCAAAGAACCCGUUUAUGAGGGACCCAGGCGGCGACCCAACGGACAAAAUCCCACGGAUGUAGGCGUACGAGUAGGCGAUGAAACCAACGAGAUUUAUGAUCCCGAUAGCCUGUUCCACAAUUCGAAUCCAGAUGAUGCAGAUUUCUCGAAAUACGACGAAUUUAAUCGCGAAAAUGCUGGAGCACAGAGCGCAGUAAGCGGAGGAGCAGGAGCUGGGGCCAGCAGCAAUUUGCAACCAACCACAACUCGUCCUAGUUGGGCGGGGAGACCUCAGUUUGCGGUAACUGAUGCUACAGAUGAUCGUCCCCGUUGGGAGCCAUCGCGCAACAUUCCAACGUCACGUCCCACAUUCAGGCCUACGCCGACCCCCGCACGCCAACCCCCGCAGCCCACAAGUGCACCAAAGGUGUCCAAUUGUGUCUGGGCCAUCGUCAACUGCUGCACGGGGAGCAGUGAGAAGGUGCGCUACUACUGCUUCGAGAAUUUCGGCUGCCAUGGCGCCUUCUGGGGCGUCAACCCGUGCGCGAACAAAAUCCGUAACCAAGUGAUAUCUCACGUGGCGCAGAUCUACAAUAGAUCGCCUGCCCCACCUGCUCUAAAUGGAAUCCCACAAUCGGCAUUGUCAACAUCCGCUCCUCCAUCACGCCAAGUGCCCAACAGAGGUCGAACGGAGACACACGUGCGAUAUCCCCAGGACUUGAGCUUUGUUGUGGGCAGCGCCUGUCAUCGCGCCUCUCGCAUCUGCUGCAAUCGGGGCAACCUGGCCGUGAUCUACGACUGCUUCUAUCGCCAGAACUGCGAACACAGCAUAUCCGAGAUAUUUUCCGCUUGUUCUUAAAACCAGUCCAGCUGCGGAGCCACGCACACUCAUACACACAUACCUCCCCACACAUACAUCUGGGCUCUAACGCAGGCUUGCGGUACAUGUGGACAGCAGGACACGUGUGAUUGCCUGAGAACCACAAAGCGACGACGUUCUGGUCCUUAAAGCCUUUACUCGUAUAUACUACGUACAGCACGAUUUAUACCCAUUGCCCAUGCAUUUACUAUUUAAGACUUUGUAUAUAGAAUUCUGCUCCGUUUCAAUGUUAUGCAAAUAAAGGUGCGACGCCAUGCAACGUAUGAGGAA